CAGAGGCAGCCUCCUCUUUCCUGACUGUCACAUCUAUCUUCCAGCUCUGACAGAGUCGGCUCCUCUGGGGAGACCCUCCCCCCACACCCUCCACCUGCUACAGCUCACCAGCCCUUCCAUCCUUACCGCUGGCUGAAGGGCGUCGGGACCCUCUCCCCACCCCAGGCUCCCAUGCCGAGGUCCGCCUUGUCAGUCAUUUCCUUUUGUCACUGGCUUGGCAAACAGGAGAGAAAACGGAGCUUCAUGGGAAACAGCAGCAACAGUUGGUCCCACAUGCCAUUCCCCAAGUUGGAGUUGGGCCUGGGGUCCAGGCCCGCAGCACCCCGGGAGCUUCCCACCUGCUCCAUCUGUCUGGAGAAACUGCGCGAGCCGGUCUCGCUGGACUGCGGCCACGACUUCUGCACUCGGUGUUUCAGCACGCACCGUGUCCCUGGCUGCCAGCCGCCCUGCUGCCCAGAGUGCCGGAAGAUAUGCAAGCAGAAGAAGGGCCUCCGGAGUCUGGGGGAGAAGAUGAAGCUGCUGCCACAGAGGCCACCACCACCUGUGCUGCAGGAGACCUGUGCCGUGAGGGCGGAACCACUACUGCUCGUGCGAAUCAAUGCCUCCGGAGGCCUCAUCCUGAGGAUGGGGGCCAUCAACCGCUGCCUGAAACACCCCCUGGCCAGGGACACCCCCGUCUGCCUCCUUGCUGUCCUGGGGGAGCAGCACUCAGGGAAGGACUUCCUCCUCAAGCACUUGCUCCAGGGGCUGCCAGGCCCGGCGUCCUGCGAGAGUGGCUGGCCAAGAGGAGGGGGCUCCCUGCAGGGGUUCAGAUGGGGUGCCAAUAGCCUCACCAGGGGCAUAUGGAUGUGGAGCCACCCCUUUCUGCUGGGGAAAGAUGGAAAGAAGGUGGCUGUGUUUCUGGUGGACACGGGGGACGCCAUGAGCCCUGAACUGAGCAGGGAAACAAGGACCAAGCUCUGUGCUCUCACCACGAUGCUGAGCUCCUACCAGAUCCUCAACACCUCCCAGGAACUGAAGGAUACAGACCUGGAAUAUCUGGAGAUGUUUCUCCAUGUGGCUGAGGUGAUGGGCAGGCAUUAUGGGAUAGUGCCAAUCCAGCACCUGGAUCUCUUAGUUCGUGAUUCAUCGCAUUUCAACAAGGCAGGGCAGGGGCACGUGAGUGAUGUCAUCCAGAAAUCCAGCAAAUACCCCAGGGUUCGGGAGCUGCUCCAAAGGAGGCGCGCCCGCUGUUACCUCCUGCCUGCUCCAAGGAGGCGGUGGGCCAGCAAAGACCGCGGAAGCCCCGGCAACACAGAUGACGAUUUCCACCACCUCCGAGCCUACGUCGCAGAUGUGCUGAGUGCUGUCCCCCAGCAUGCCAAGAGCCGCUGCCAGGGGUACUGCAGUGAGGGGCGCCCCCUGGCCAGGGGAGACAGACGCUUGCUCACAGGGCAGCAGUUAGCUCAGGAAAUCAAGAACCUCUCAGGCUGGAUGGGGAGGACAGGGCCCGGGUUUGCGUCUCCUGACGAGAUGGCCGCCCAGCUGCACGACCUGAGGCUGGUGGAGGCUGCCAAGAAGGAGUUUGAGGAGUUUGUGCGGCAGCAGGUGAGCCCUGGGCCUGCGUGGGGGCCACGUGCCCGGCCAGUAGGGCCCACACCUGGGGAGGGCCCCGGGUCUCCGGGUCAGGGAGCCUUCUUUCUCCUCCUGGCACAGGACACGGCCACCAAGCGCAUAUUCUCUGCACUCCGGGUCCUGCCUGACACCAUGAGGAACCUCCUCUCUGCCCAGAAAGAUGCCAUCCUGGCUCACCACGGAGCCGCCUUGCUGUGCCAGGGGAGAGAGCAGGUCCUGGAGGCCCUGGAGGCUGAGCUGCAGGCUGGGGCCAAGGCCUUCAUGGACGCCUACACCAUGCGCUUCUGUGGCCACCUGGCUGCCGUUGGGGGUGCCGUGGGGGCCGGGCUCAUGGGCCUGGCCGGAGGUGUGGUGGGUGCGGGCAUGGCCGCGGCGGCGCUGGCUGCGGAGGCUGGGAUGGUGGCAGCUGGAGCCGCGGUGGGGGCCACAGGGGCCGCUGUGGUCGGGGGUGGUGUGGGUGCUGGGUUGGCGGCCACCGUGGGCUGCAUGGAGAAGGAGGAGGAUGACAGGGUGCAGAGAGGGGAUCGAGAGCCCCUGCUCCAGGAAGAGUAACACCCCCCAGGAGACAGUGGAGGGAGGGAGAGAAGUGGAGGAGGGUGCGGUGUUCCGAGGACCCCCUGUCCCACUGCCCUGGUUGAACGCUCAGCGUCUGCGUGGCUGGCUGAGGCAAAGAAUCGAGGUGACUCCAGGAACCCAGGGAGGCCUCCCGGGGGCCAAGAGGCAGUAUUUGGGGCAGUAAACCCAGUGUCGGGCCAGUUUCUGCUUGUGGACGACGGCUCUCCUGCCAUUCACCUACACAUGCCUGACCACAGUGUCUCCCACCAAGGGUGCGGCCCCACCCUCCCUGCCCUGGCUCAUUUCCCAGGGACUGUCGGAAGGCUAAGCAUUCUGCAAGUCUCUCCUUGGGUGGACAGGACCUGUCCUUUCACAGAUGGGAACAACCCCAGGUGGAGUGACCUUGGUGUUCAGGAUCGGGGAACAAUGAUGAGGGGCUGGGGAAAAAAGAGAGAAGGGGGGCCACUGGACAAAACCAAAGACUCCGGGUGUGGUGGAUAGUGGCCCUACCCCUGGAGGAGGAACUCCUCCCGGUGACUCUCCCUAAAGCUGCCCCAGCAGGACAAAGCGGGCACACCUCCGCCCGCAGCCCCAGGGAAUCUGCAUGUGCACCUGAAAGAGGGCCCUCUAGGUGGCUCUCGUGGCCUGCCCUUUGUCUUACCCGGUUAGAUGCAGAGUGCCUGUGUUUUUUGUGGAAUGUCAUCCCAGCAAUGGGUUAAAUGCCAAAGAAAAACCCUGUGAUUGCACUGGGAGCUGCAGCACAGCCCUGGGAAGAGCCCUUGAAAGUCCUGCAAGCAUCGGCCAGGGAGUGUGCUCCACCCUACAGGGACCCGCCCAGCCCCUACAGAGAGCCUGAGGGCCCAGCGCCCCUCCCAGGGGGACUGGGAAGUCCUACUAGGAAGAUUUCUAGGCUAUUAAACUGUUGAGGGUUAAUGGGCGCAAUACAUGAAAAAUAAAACGUGUGUGCUUGAAUGUCACCUUCCCAGUAAAUUAUUGAAACAAUUCUUGAUUCAGCCCCAGAGGGCUUUGGGGCAGGGCAAGGUGAAGCCAGGUGCUCCAUUAUGCGGACUUGUGGACAGGAAGAGGGAGGCUGAAACUGCAGAGAUCUGGGAGCUGAGUGUCCCAGACUCAGGGUCUCGCAGGUAGGCUCAGGCCAAAAGCCAAGGGCACAGCCACAUUCGCAGGCUUGUCCACUAGGACUUGGGCUCCUGCUCCCCAGGUCUCUCCAGCUUCACAUGGCCCUGUGAACAGGUGGCCACCUGGCAUCUGCCCUGGUGGAGGAGAGAAUAGAUGGGGGGAGAACUCGUUAAAGCCGUGAAGAGAGGAGGAUCCCAGGACCACCUGUGUAGGACCAGCCAGCGGGGGUUUACCUGUGGCUUCUCUUCCCCGCCCCAUGCCCCCGCCUCAGAAUUAUAGCAGCAGUCACUGCCUCCAAAGCCUGCCUUACAGAUCGAAACCCAGACGGGGCAUUGCAGCUGAUGCUCCCCAGCUAGCUGACAGCAGAAGCAGGGUAGCUCCGAACUCCUGAUCCCUAGGAUCCCUAGUUCCACUGUGUGUGGAAGAGAUUUUGUUAGACUCGGCUGUGCUGAAAUUGAGACGCUCCUCUUGGUGAUUUCUUUCCCCUACCCCCAAUCUAGUCCAGCUCUGGGAAGCAGCGCUGGGGGCCAGACGCAGCAGGACGUGGUCUGGGACACGUGGCUCGGCAGUAGAAGUUGCGGUUAGCAAGCUGGGACAAAAUAAUGAUGCUAAGAAAUCCCAAAGCCGGGGCAGGGGACAGGUGGGGUGAAGACAGAGGGCUGAGCGUGACUCUGUCCAACUUGUGAGGACUGAGCCAGAGGCGGGGACAGCGUCCACAGUUUGUGAGGUAUUUGUUGAGAAAGGCUUCUGGGAAGCCUCUCUCCAGGUCCUUCCAUCAUCAUCUGGUGGACGGACACAUGAGCUACAAAACCUCCCAGACUUUGGGGCUGGCAGGCUCAGGACAUGCAGAGGGCACCAGAGGAGUCACCAAGGGAGAGCGACAGACUCUCACCCAGUAGCGCCGGAAGGAACUGCAGUUAGCUACUUCUUGCUCUUUGGACAGAAGGGGUCACAAUGGCCCAGCAGGGGUAGUGCUCUGGACAGGCAAGAAGUCAUAGGACAUAGUGUUUGUCCUGUGCCUUAUAUGUAGCUUUCAAUGCAUCUUCCCAAACAUUAUUACCCUAACCCUCCAAACCAUCUCAUGCAGUACGUAGAAUGCCCAUUUUUACAGAGGCUCAGAGAAAUGAUGUGUUAGUUGAAACAACGAGGCCGAGAUAAGUCAGGACUUGAACCCAAGAUUUCUGAUGCCGAAUUCCUUGCUCAGGAGAGCCCUCAUCCCACAAGUCUCUGCAGACUCCAAGACCAGGCUUCUGGGUCUCGAACCCAAUUAGGGGGCUUCCUGGGCUUCCAACAUCAGUUCUGUGAUUCACCAGAGCCUGAGUGACUCCGGGCCCAAGGUCUCAGCCACAUGCUGAGUUUCUCAGCUGUAUAAAGUCUGGCUGUUUCUCUUCUACGACUUGUUGAAGGUCACUCCAAGAUUCUCAUGUGACAAGGGUUAGCGAUCUGGCGACUUACUUUCAGUCUCUGCUUCUGAGGCCCCCCUCACGUUGAAAGUGGCAGUACCACAAUACAAAAGGAGACUGCAUCCUCCAGCGCUGCCAUGGAAUGAAUGUUGUGUCCACCUCCAACUCCCGUGCUGACGUCCCAAUGCCCGUAUGUGGUGCUGUUAGGAGGUGAGGCCUUAGGCAGGUGAUUGGGCCAUGAGGGUGGGGCCCUCGUGGAUGGGAUCAGAGCUUGUACAAAAGAGAACCAGAGAGAGCCUUAGACCCUUCCACCACGUGAGGGCAUAGCCAUCUAGGAACCAGGAAGAGGCCCUAAUCAGCCACCACACGGAGUCUACCGGCACCAUGCUCUUGGACUUGCCAACCUCCAGAACGGUGAGAAGUCAGUGUUUAUUGUUUUUAAGCCACCCAGCAAUGGUAUUUGUUAUAGCAGCCCCUUGUCUUCAUGGAGCAGGAGCCCCCUGACCAGCGUGAAACCAUGUCACGAGCAAAGAAAAAACUCUUCUUGCAUUAAGUGAAUGUGAUGUACAGGUUUAUUUAUUACUACAUCGUAGCCUACCCUACCCUAACAAACACAGAAAUUUGUUCCUUGAAAUGGGGUGAUGCUCUAAUGAAAACCUAAAAUAUCAGUGGCUGGCGGGAGGGCAGUGAGGAAACACACUGCUGGAUCCAUUUUACGUCCUGAUGUUACUUAGAAGUUAGAAAAUGUAGGAGAAGGUGGGAGGGGAUCCAUAGUGCCUACAGAAAAAUCUCCUAACUAGCUGUGAUUACUGCCUCCAGCCGUGUAUCUGUUUUACAACAGAUGACAAGAGGUGAUCUGGAGGAACAUAAAGAUUUGAGUCACGGACCUCCACCCACCGUAGGAGGUCACACGAUCCCGUGGAAGAACAUGGACCCCUUUUCCUUCCAAAUCAACAUGUGACUCCCUCACCCCACCCAGCAAACUCUAAGUCCUUGGGACAAGAGUUCUGGCUCUCGCUCUGGCCCUCGAGCUCUCUUC
Molecule: messenger RNA, 5748 nt
Organism: Rhinolophus ferrumequinum (greater horseshoe bat)
Lineage: Eukaryota; Metazoa; Chordata; Mammalia; Chiroptera; Rhinolophidae
Gene: RNF112
Product: ring finger protein 112
Exons: 13
Coding region: 172-2166 (664 amino acids)
Biological process (GO): protein homooligomerization; endoplasmic reticulum organization
Molecular function (GO): GTPase activity; GTP binding; metal ion binding
Source: RefSeq, a predicted model, not a curated record